This is a messenger RNA of Colletotrichum chrysophilum, 1170 nucleotides long. RefSeq lists its product as uncharacterized. The record is from RefSeq and is a predicted model, not a curated record. Bases 1 to 1170 code for a protein of 389 amino acids. Gene Ontology annotation, biological process: DNA-templated DNA replication; DNA repair. The transcript has 2 exons. Gene Ontology annotation, molecular function: DNA binding; ATP binding; ATP hydrolysis activity. Lineage: Eukaryota; Fungi; Ascomycota; Sordariomycetes; Glomerellales; Glomerellaceae. Gene Ontology annotation, cellular component: DNA replication factor C complex; Elg1 RFC-like complex; Rad17 RFC-like complex.
AUGUCUGACUACGAAGAUGAAAUGGACGUCGAUGCUCCGGCGUCCAAAGACAUCACCUUCUCGUCCGAUGCCAAGCAGGGCAAACGCAGUGCCGCCAACCUCCCCGUCGAAGCCGAAGACAGCUUGCCUUGGGUCGAAAAGUACCGUCCGGUCAACCUGAAUGACGUCUCGGGCCACCAAGACAUCCUCGCCACGAUCAACAAGUUUGUUGACUCCAACCGCCUUCCCCACCUCCUCCUCUACGGGCCCCCGGGAACGGGCAAGACCUCCACGAUCCUCGCCCUCGCCCGACGCAUCUACGGCGCCGAGAACAUGCGCCAGAUGGUCCUCGAGCUCAACGCCUCCGACGACCGUGGUAUCGACGUCGUGCGCGAGCAGAUCAAGACUUUUGCCUCGACAAAGCAAAUCUUCACUCUCGGCCCCGCCGCCAAGGCGGGCGGCAUGGCGUCGUACAAGCUCAUCAUCCUCGACGAAGCCGACGCCAUGACCAACACGGCCCAGAUGGCUCUUCGCCGCAUCAUGGAAAAGUAUACGGUCAACACACGGUUCUGCAUCAUUGCAAACUACUCCCACAAGCUGUCGCCCGCGCUGCUGUCGCGAUGCACGCGGUUCAGGUUCAGCCCGUUGAAGGAGCGUGAUAUCAGGGUUCUGGUGGAUAAGGUCAUUGAGGAGGAGCACGUCAAGAUCAUGUCCGAGGCGACAGAGGCGCUGGUAAAGCUGAGCAAGGGAGACAUGAGACGGGCGCUGAACGUGCUUCAGGCCUGCCAUGCAUCAAGUACACCACUCCGAACCAAGGACGAGCCCAAGGUCCCCGACAGCGAAAUCGUCAGAGAGACAAUCACGACCGAGACGAUAUACAACUGCAUCGCCGCCCCGCAGCCCGAUGCCAUCCAAGAGAUCCUCGACACCCUCCUGAGCACGACCGACGUAACUACUUGUUUGACGACCAUCAACUCGCUAAAGGUGUCGCGGGGCCUGGCGCUGGCGGACAUUAUCACGGCGGUUUCGGAGCAGCUGGCCACGUUGGAGGUCAAGUCAGAGGUGAUGAUCAAGUGGCUUGACGGGCUGGCGGACAUUGAGCACCGCGUUGCGGGUGGAGGCAGCGAAGCCGUGCAGACGGGUGCCGUGGUCGGCGUCAUUCGCAGCGGCGCAGAGUUGAUGAGCAAAUAA